CAUACUCGGACGCCGAGCUUUUGUAAGCUCGAAAUUCAACUGAAAGUUAACUCAUUUAUCAGCUAUUGGUUAGCUUUUAGGUAAAUCAUUUCAACGUUUCCGGUUCCGUUCAUUGAUAAAAAAAAAAAAAAUGAUAAGCACCGGCCGAGGCUUAUUCACAACGGUGGUUAGCUCCGCCAAGUGCCACCUCACAUUUCCGAGCUCCAAUCCAAUGGCGUGCAUUUCUUACGCAAUCUCCAGACUCGUCCGCCCAACCGCCGCCGCACCGCCGUCGCGGAAGUUAUCGCUCCCAAUCCUCAUCCGCGGCAAGGUAUCGGCGGCUUAUCCUGCUCUUCCCUUGUCCGAAACAGGAGAAAUAAGAAGCACCGAGCUCGUCGCCCGUGAAUACGCCGACCUCAACCUCCCCGACAGACUCUGCAAGGAGGUGGGCCAUGUUCGAAUCCGGCAGCAUGUCAAUCCUCUCAGUUCCUCUUCCAUGAUUCCUGUGGAUGUACCAGAAUGGAAUGCCGUAUAUGAGGACUCGACAUUGCCACUGAUGGUGGAUAUUGGUUGUGGCAGUGGCAGAUUCCUCAUGUGGCAUGCAAAGAGAAACCCCGGGUUAAGAAAUUAUCUGGGAUUGGAAAUACGUCCAAAAUUGGUCAGGCGUGCUGGACAUUGUGUAAAUGAACUGGGGUUGAAGAAUAUACAUUUUGUUUUUGCCAAUGCAACGGUCUCCUUCAAACAACUCGCAUCAACAUAUCCUGGUCCCUUGGUUUUGGUAUCUAUUUUGGAAGUAAUACACUCAUUUGUGCAGUGCCCAGAUCCUUAUUUCAAGAGAAAACAUCAUAAAAGAAGGGUUGUUCAGAAGCCUCUGGUCGAGUCAAUCAUAGAACUUAUAGUUCCUGGUGGAAAGAUUUUCAUACAAUCUGAUGUCCUGGAUGUGGCACUUGACAUGAGGAGCAAUUUUGAUGCCGAGUCGAAUAGAUUAGUACACAUUGACAGUAUUAACGGUGAUAUGCUCUGUGAUCGUGAUGGCUGGUUGUUGAAUAAUCCAAUGGGAAUAAGAACAGAAAGAGAAAUCCAUGAGGAAUUAAAAGGUGCUCGAAUCUUCCGAAGGAUGUAUCAGAAACUAAGUUGAGACCUGCUACCUGUUUAUAAAAUUGUGCCCGUGCUAUUGGAUCGGAAAAUGUUUGUCUCAAAUCAGCUUUUAUCGAGCCCCUUAAAUCAGCUACACACUACUCAUCUCAAAUUAUUGGCUUGCAAGAUCUCCAAUAUUAGAGAAGAUGAGAUUUUGGCACUUAUUACUUAGUUUGGACAAAAUACAAAUACUCUCCUUGGCGGUUAUACUCGGGUACACUUUCAAAAUCCAACAUAAAAUUGAAGGAUUACUCGUUCUGUAUGUUGCUGACCAUGGGCGAUUAAUGUGUUUUGUUUAACUCCAUUUUAGCUAAAUCUCUAUUCUGAGCAGUCUAAACUCUUCUGGACCUCGUGCAAGGAAAGAGCGUAAAACAUUUGUUGGUUGUUGUUUCUAGUUGAAAUGAUUUUACUUGAGAAUGCAGUCUCUAGCAGGUAGAAGUUGAAUAUUUUUCCAAGUGCAAGUUGAGAAGGAUGUACACAAAUGGAGAAGCUGAUGUAUGUGAAGUGUAUUUUUAUCUGUAGUUUGAGGUUACAGCAUAAAUAAUCAUAGUUUAUCUUACAAAUCUACAAUGCAGCUCUUGUAUUUGUGAGGGGUUUAUUUUCUCCAUAAUUUUUUGUUUUUAUUUUUCCAAUAUGAGUUUCCUCGGGAUUGUUUUUAACCUCAUAAUAUCAAAAUCUCAUCAGAGCUUCAGAUUUGGCUGGGGCUUCUUUAGAAAUCUUAUUGAAGGAGCUCAUAAAAGUGUUCAUAUCUUACUUUAGAUUUGGAAACAAAACUUCGAAGUAUGUGGCUAUUAUAUAGCAUUAUGUAGCUAGUAAAGAGUAAAAGUAACACAAUGAAUUUAGCAUACUAUCAUCA
Messenger RNA from Striga asiatica, 1972 nucleotides. The record is from the annotation of a GenBank genome assembly. NCBI's taxonomy places the organism in Eukaryota, Viridiplantae, Streptophyta, Magnoliopsida, Lamiales, Orobanchaceae.